Lotus japonicus is the source of this 1861-nucleotide messenger RNA. RefSeq lists its product as uncharacterized. Bases 112 to 1605 code for a protein of 497 amino acids. The record is from RefSeq and is a predicted model, not a curated record. Lineage: Eukaryota; Viridiplantae; Streptophyta; Magnoliopsida; Fabales; Fabaceae. The transcript is spliced from 8 exons.
UAAGAACCCAAGUUAAAAAACCACUCUGCAAUGCAUAGACAGUCCUAGCACUGAAGGCUUCAACGUCUCAAAACCCUAACACUCCAUUUUAAACCCUUACCUUCUGUGGGGAUGAAGCCAACCGAGACAGAGGACAAUGCUAAUGGUGAAAAAGUUGUUUCCCUUAAAACCGAUGAUGACCCAGUUGUAACUGCAGAUCAUGCUGAAAGCUAUCAUCAGAAUGUUAGUGAGCUGCAGAGUUCUAUGAAGGAAGGUGAUACUCCAGAUGAGAAAGUGUUGGUCCUGAGUUCAGAAAAUGGAGGAGAAAUAGUUGAGGUAUCUCAUGAAUCCCCGGUUUCUGAUGCUAAAUGGGUUUGCAAAAGCCCCAGUGGUUGUGUCUCGUCUACAGAUUCAGGAUGGCCUUCCUUCGUAACUAAAUCCUCUUCUCAGCCUUAUUCUCUUUCAGAAGAAGAGCAAGCAAAGGUUGCGGCUCUGAAUUUGCAGCAUAAAGCAUUAGAAGCUUGCCAAAAGUUUCUAGGCGGAUGGGCUUGUUCUGACAGUGAAGAUGAUGGCAAUGAGGAUGAGGAUGAGGAUUUUGAUUCGGAAGAAUGUGAGGAGUAUAAGUUCUUUGAAAGAGUGUUUGCGGAAGAUGUUGAGUUAAGGAAAUAUUACGAGAACCAUCAUAAAGAUGGGGAUUUUUAUUGUUUGGUUUGUGGUGGUGUUGGGAAGAAGGUGUGGAAGAGGUUUAAGGAUUCUGCUGCGCUAAUUCAACAUUCCACUGCUGUACUAAGAACAAAAAGGAUGCGUGCUCACAGGGCUUAUGCACAUGUCAUCUGUAAAGUUGUUGGUUGGGACAUUGAUCAGGUGCCAGCUAUUGUGUUGAAGGACUUGGAUUCCUCCUUGGCUGCUUCAAGGAAGCUAUUGGCUGAACCCCAGAAACCUGCUGUGAGUGGUAUUGAUGACAAAUGUGCAUCUCGUGAAUCUCCGGUUUCUGAUGCUGAAUGGGUUUGCCAAAGCCCCAGUGGUUGUUCAGGGUGGCCUGUCACUAAAUCCUCUUCUCAGCCUUAUUCUCUUUCAGCAGAAGAGCAAGCGAAGGUUGCAGCUCUGAAUUUGCAGCAUAGAGCAUUAGAAGCUUGCCAAAAGUUCCUCGGCGGGUAUGCUGGUUCUGACAGUGAUGAAGAUGACAAUGAGGAUGAGGAUGAGGAUGAGGAUAAGGAUUAUGAUUCUGAAGAAUGUGAGGAGUAUAAGUUCUUUGAAAGAGUGUUUGCGGAAGAUGUUGAGUUAAGGAAAUAUUACGAGAACCAUCAUAAAGAUGGGGAUUUUUAUUGUUUGGUUUGUGGUGGUGUUGGGAAGAAGGUGUGGAAGAGGUUUAAGGAUUCUGCUGCGCUAAUUCAACAUUCCACUGCUGUACUAAGAACAAAAAGGAUGCGUGCUCACAGGGCUUAUGCACAUGUCAUCUGUAAAGUUGUUGGUUGGGACAUUGAUCAGUUGCCAGCUAUUGUGUUGAAGGACUUGGAUUCCUCCUUGGCAGCUUCAAAGAAGCUAUUGGCUGAACCCCAGAAACCUGCUGUGAGUGUUAUUGAUGAUUCAUGUGGUGUACCUGAUGAAAAUCCUGCUGAUCAUUAGGAUGUUCUUCACAAUAUUGGGGAGCUUUGUUAAUGAUGACUUGAGAGUAGUCUGUCUUUGUCUCAUGAACUUCCCUUGCACUAAGGAAAAAUUUUGUAAAUCCGAAUUCUCAAAAUCCAUGCACAAAAAAACCCCUGAACUUGGAAGUAGUUAUUAUCAUUUCCUUGUGUUCCUUAGACCAAUGUGUAUGUUUGGUAAAAGUUUCAAUAGUACAUCGAAACUAACUAAUCAUAUGUAAAUAAAUUUUUGUUGUUUA